UCGGCUCGACUUAGUCUUCAUCAACAUCGACGCAAGUGUUGUAAACAAAGAAAUUAUGGCUCGUAUCGUUGAAUGUGUUCCAAAUUUCUCCGAAGGACGAAACAAAGAGGUGAUCGACGCCAUAGCACAAGCUAUUGCUUCUGUUGAUGGUUGUUCACUUCUUGACGUGGAUCCAGGCGUGUCCACAAACAGGACUGUUUACACAUUUGUCGGUUCGCCUGAGAGUGUGGUGGAAGGAGCUUUGAAUGGAGCAAGAAUGGCAAUGCAGUUGAUUGACAUGACAAGUCACCAAGGAGAACACAAAAGGCUUGGUGCCUUAGAUGUCUGCCCCUUUAUUCCUGUCCAGGGUGUAACUAUGGAUGACUGUGUUCAGUGUGCAAAAGUAUUUGGAGAGAGAGCAGCUAUAGAGCUUGGAAUACCAGUAUAUUUGUAUGGAUAUGCGUCUAAUACAGAACAUCGAAAAACUGUCCCUCAAAUUAGGGCAGGGGAGUAUGAAGGACUUGCUGAAAAGAUUAAAAAACCAGAGUGGAAGCCAGACUUUGGUCCAGUUGAGUUCCUUCCCACCUGGGGAGCUACCAUUGCAGGAGCAAGGAAGUUCUUGAUUGCUUACAAUAUUAACAUUUUGGGAACAAAAGAGCAAGCUCACCGACUGGCACUGAAUCUGAGGACACAAGGCAGAGGUCCCGAUCAGCCAGGUCGCCUUUCUGAAUGCCAAGGCAUGGGCUGGUAUUUGGAAGAAGCAAAUAUAGCACAAGUGUCUUUAAAUCUUCUGGACUAUCGUCAAGCUGGUAUGCACACUGCCUUUGAAGAAUGUGUGAAUGAUGCAAGGGAACUGAAGCUUGCUGUUUGUGGAUCUCAGAUUGUGGGUCUUGUUCCUCUGGAAGCCAUGUUAUUGACAGCUGACUUCUACAUUCAGAAAGAAAAUCUUUUUAUUGUAGGUGAAGAUCAAAAAAUUCGUUUGGUGAUAGAGAGACUAGGAUUGAACUCAAUCACUCCAUUUGAUCCUAAAACAAGAAUAAUCGAAUACAUGGUUGGUGAUGUAGAAGAUGGACCUCUCGUGUCGAUGCCUUUCCGACAGUUUAUCUACAGCUUAGGAUCUCGAUCAUCAGCUCCAGGGGGAGGAUCCGCAUCUGCGGCAAUUGCUGCUAUGGGUGCUGCACUGGCGACCAUGGUUGGCUGGUUAUCGUACGGAAACAAGAAAUUCGAAGCGUUGGAUUCACAGAUGAGGACACUUAUUCCUCCACUGAGACAAGCAAUGUUUGAUUUUAUUCCAAUGAUUGAUGCGGACACCAAUGCAUUCAGUGGAUUCAUGGAAGCGAAGAAACUUUCAAAAACUACUCCUGAAGAAGAGGAAAUACGUGAGAAGGCAUUGCAAGAUGGGCUCAAAUCCGCUGUUCAGGUCCCUCUUAAUGUUAUCAAAACAGCUACCAAGGUGUGGAAUCCGAUGGUAGAGCUUGCUAAAAUUGGAAAUAUCAAUAGCAAGUCUGAUCUGCAGGUUGGUGCUCGAAGUCUGGAGACAGCCGUGUGGGGCGCAUUCUACAACGUGAAGAUUAACUUAGAGGACAUAAGUGAUGAAACUUUUAACAAAGAAGUUCUUCACGAAGCGGAAUCCUCUUUGGAAAUUGCACAAGAAAAAUGCAAGGAAAUCUUACAGAUCCUAGAGGAAAGAAAGUAAACAACACCCCUGUGUAAUAGAAUGAGACUGGGGUGUGAUGGUCAAGAGAGCGAAAGGAAUUAACGCAUCCACCUUCAAACUGGGACAAGGAAGAUAUUUGGCUGUUCUUAUUGAUUGGGUGAAUGUACUUCUACUCCUUUCCUCCACAUCUGCGUUGGGCUUGCUUCGUUGCAAAAUAUACAUAUUGAUAAUCGUGGGAUCGUUUAAAGAGAAUUAUCAUUGAGUAAAAAAAUUAUGGUCAAAUUUUUAAGUUAUUAUCUUAGGCACCGUGUUCGAGUGGAUAAAAUCCGUUAAACGUAAAAAGUUUAAGAUAAGAGUUUUCAAGCUCUCAAUAGAAUAAGGAGUUGUGUUUUGAAUUGAUAAAAAUGUUCUAAUGAAAUAAUAGUAUAGUUUUUAUGGAAAUUUUGUACACUUGCUAACGACACAAUUAAAUUUAUGCUUCCUAAA
This is a messenger RNA of Pocillopora verrucosa, 2122 nucleotides long. RefSeq names its product formimidoyltransferase-cyclodeaminase. NCBI's taxonomy places the organism in Eukaryota, Metazoa, Cnidaria, Anthozoa, Scleractinia, Pocilloporidae. Gene Ontology annotation, molecular function: folic acid binding; transferase activity. The record is from RefSeq and is a predicted model, not a curated record.